This is a messenger RNA of Spinacia oleracea (spinach), 1929 nucleotides long. RefSeq names its product peptidyl-prolyl cis-trans isomerase CYP57. Bases 86 to 1579 code for a protein of 497 amino acids. The record is from RefSeq and is a predicted model, not a curated record. The transcript is spliced from 10 exons. Gene Ontology annotation, molecular function: peptidyl-prolyl cis-trans isomerase activity. Lineage: Eukaryota; Viridiplantae; Streptophyta; Magnoliopsida; Caryophyllales; Amaranthaceae. Gene Ontology annotation, cellular component: catalytic step 2 spliceosome. Gene Ontology annotation, biological process: protein peptidyl-prolyl isomerization; protein folding.
CACAAACGAAGUUACAAAACCAACACAACUCGGAACUUCCUUUCUCUCCUAUAUUCAGUGAAGUUGAUCGGAGUUAGCCGGAAAAAUGUCAUCGAUAUACGUCUUGGAGCCGCCGACGAAGGGGAAGGUCGUCAUUCACACGACGUAUGGACCCGUCGACAUCGAGCUUUGGCCAAAAGAAGCUCCUAAAGCUGUUCGUAAUUUCGUUCAGCUUUGCCUCGAAGGCUACUAUGACAGCACAAUUUUUCAUCGCAUUAUCAAGGGUUUCCUCAUUCAGGGCGGUGACCCCACUUCCACCGGCGUCGGUGGUGAAAGCAUAUAUGGUGCAGCAUUUUCUGAUGAAUUCCACUCUCGUCUACGUUUCAACCAUAGGGGCUUGGUUGCGUGCGCAAAUGCUGGUUCACCACAUUCAAAUGGAAGCCAAUUCUUUAUGACAUUAGAUCGCUGUGAUUGGCUUGAUAAGAAGAAUACGAUCUUUGGAAAGGUUACUGGAGAUUCUAUAUACAAUCUUCUCAGGAUAGGAGAAGUUGAAACUGAUAAGGAUGACCGACCCAUGGACCCUGCUCCUAAGAUAACUUCUAUUGAGGUUAUAUGGAAUCCCUUUGACGAUAUCGUGCCCAGAGAUGUGAAGAAGUCGCCCCAGCCGGUUACUGAUAAUGAGAAUAAAGAUCUGAAGAAGAAAGCUGUGAAAAAGCUGAACUUACUUUCAUUUGGCGAAGAAGCUGAAGAAGAUGAGAGGGAUUUGACGGCGGUAAAACAAAAAAUAAAGAGCAGUCAUGAUGUAUUGGAUGAUCCUCGUUUUCUGAAGGAACAAAAUCUCAAUGAAGAAACGGAUCCAGAUGAACUCAAGAGUGCAAGGAAUUUGCAAUUAUCUGUGAGAGAAGCUUUGAGCUCAAAAAAACAGGAGUCGCAGAAAGGGACAGCUGAUGUGUUACCUGAUUCUCAUGCUCGAAGUGACAGUGAAGAUGAUGAAAUAAGUUUUGAUGCACGAAUGCGUGAGCAGAUUUUAAAGAGAAGAAUGGAGAUUGGUGAUCUCCCUACUAAGCAAAAGUCUCGAAGGGAGGGAUCAAAGUCCAAGGAUCAACAGAAGUCAGCCCCAAGCAGGUCAGAUCCUGAAAGUUCAGAUGACCAAAGAAAAGUGGCGAAAUUGUCGAUCAGGAAAAAGGGAAUUGGAUCAGAAGCUAGAGCAGAACGUACGGCUAAUGCUGACACGGACCUGCAGUUAUUAAAUAAUGCUGAACGAGAAAGAUUGUUGCAGAAACAAAAGAAGCGGAGACUGAAGGGGCGUGAAGAAGAUGUACUUGCCAAACUUGACAGGUUCAAAAGUUCAAUUUCUUCGAAGCAUGUUGAACCACGAGCUGAAUCCGAAGGGAGAACUAAUGAAGAUCUAUCUGACUGGAAAACUGUCCGCCUGAAGUUUGCACCUGACCUAGGAAAGAAUAACAUGACACGGAAUGAAGAUGCCAACGACUAUGCAGUGAUUGAUCCUCUUCUGGAGAAAGGGAAACAGAAAUUCAAUAGGAUGAUAGCAAAGGAAAAGCGACGAGAGCGCGAAUGGGCUGGGAGAUCCCUUACUUGAUUCAUUCUUUCUGGCUACUUCCUCAUAUCAUAACAAAGGCUAGCUCGAUCGCUCCACUUAAUUCCUAUUAACCCUGCUUUGCUUGAUGAAUAUGUUAUUUCAAGCAGCUGUUAAUAUGUAAAUGUACGAUAAACAAUGAGGAACGAAAGGUCUUCUAUAUUUCGUAUUUGGACAUCACGAGCUAGCUCUAGGCCUUUUGUGAGUGCCAUUAUUUAUACGCGUUAUAGCUUGUGUUUAGAUGAGGAUAUGGCUUAGCAAUGGUUACUACUCUGUAUAAACUUCGCAAAUGUGGCAAAUUAGCCCCAUUACAGUAAUGUGCAACUAAAUACCAGCUAUCAAUUUUCAACCAA